Podarcis lilfordi (Lilford's wall lizard) is the source of this 4054-nucleotide messenger RNA. NCBI's taxonomy places the organism in Eukaryota, Metazoa, Chordata, Lepidosauria, Squamata, Lacertidae. The record is from the annotation of a GenBank genome assembly.
AUCCACAUAAUCUUAUUUAUUUAUAAUAACAAAUAUCUAGCUCGUUUCCACAAAAGCAAUAAACACACAGUACUAUACAACAAUAAUAUUCAAUAAAAUUUCCUAAAAACUAGAUAAAACCAAGCAAAAUUAUAUCAAGGCUUCUGGAACUGCUGUGCAGAAAGUUGGAGAUUUGGGCAGGUGCCAUGCAAGGCAACAGUUUAAAGGUGUAGGACCCAAAAUAUCAAAAUCCUGGUCAGCCUUAUUGCCAGCCUCUACUUUCGUUAAACACUGAAAAGCUGACCAUACUGAAAACAACUCUUUCAUAAAUAAAGUACAGUCAUACCUUGGUUCUCAAAUGCCUUGGUACUCGGGACGAUUUGACUCCCGAACACUGUAAACCCGGAAUUGUGUGUUCUGAUUUGCAGACGUUUUUCAGAAGCUGAACGUCCAACACAGCUUCCGUGGCUUCCGACUGAGUGCAGGAAGUUCCUGCAGCCAAUUGGAAGGUGCGCCUUGGUUUUCAAACCGUUUCUGGAGUCAAAUGGACUCCUGGAAUGCAUUAAGUUUGACAACCAAGGUACGACUGUACAGUAUAAAGAAAAGUGAACGCUAACUACACUGACUAUUAUUUGCUUCUGGUUCUUAUAAGGCAGCAGUCACCAACCCAGUGUGCCCACGAGGGCUUCCAGUGGUGCCCCAGGAAAGUGCCUCAGACUCUGAGCUUUCAUUUUUAAAAAGUAAGCCUCUAGCGCUCCUAGAAAGAAAAUUACAGGGCAAAAUAUGCAGGUACCUUUUAAGCAAUUUCUGUGAAAUGAGGGUGGUGUAGCUACCUUGUAUAUUUUUCCUGGUUCUGAGGAACGCUUGCUGUUGUUAUUAGACAGCAGCAGCAUCCAUUCUGUACAUUGGCACAAUACUGAUAUGGUGAUUUUUAGAACCACCUACAGUACUUCAGAAAUAUAGCUCUUCAAUGCUACCAACAGUACUGUUAGGAAAUCAUUCUGAAAAUCUAGCACACACAGUGAUAUAUAGAGGUUUACUAGCUUCAUAAAUGAUUAAAGAGCUCCUGUUUUUAAAAUUAGGGUUCCUUGCAGACAACUAGCCUACUCUCUUAUUAAAAGUAGUGUGAAUAGGAAACAAUCACUCUCAAAAAUAGCAAGUCAGAAACAUUCAGAGAAUCAAAACAUGUCCCUUAACUAAGUCACUAUUACCUUUAGAUUUUUUUGUUUGCAAUGUUUCAUACUCUUAUAAUGUGGCUUAAUGUUGUUUUAAUUUGGAACUUGCUAACUGGCUUGAUAAUGCCUCUCCCAAAAUCAGUGAGCUUUAUCAGUGAUCAAAUAUGGGUAGAUUGUAUCCUAAAUAUCUGCAAUAUUAAAUAUUUUAUAAGACUUCUACUAUUUUAUUAGUUUGAUAAGGUUUAAUUACUAAAAAUUAUAACAAUGAAAUUGUAUAUAAUGUACCCUUUCCUAUAAUCAGGAAGCUCAACUAUGUGACAUAACGGCAAAUAGGAAUAAACCACUGUCAAAAUGACAAACUAGAUUUAGAAUACAAGAUAGAUCCUGUUUAUACAAAUAGUAACUCAAAAUAUGGCUUAGUGACGGAACCAUCUAUUCAGUUCCCCCACAGAAAAAAAACAAAAUAUUAAGAAAAUAAAGCUUUCAGAGGCACCUGAAGUCUGUUGUCUAUAAAAACAAGGUGCCUUAAUCAACAAGUCUAAUCGUCAUUAAAUGAAGCCUUCAUACGAUAAGAGCUCAUAUCACAACCAACAACAUGGUUUCCUUAGUAGCACUAAAGGUCUUCUGCUCUUAAUACUGCUGACUAACAUCACCUUUCUUCUAGAAUUUGUCUCCAUUCCGCAAGACUGACUCUGGCACUUGUCAGCAGCAUUUAUGGAGAUAUAAGUGACCCAGAUGACUUUGGGUUUCUGUUGAAAACGCCCCCACCCUAAAGUCAUCAAAAUAAACUGAAAGACACGGUAACCAAACUAACUUCCCGUAUUAGAUUCUGUGCUAUAAUCAACUGCAGCCACCAGGACCAAAUAUUUAUAUUUUCUAUAUACGUGAUACCAUGCUGCUACACUGCAUUUUCCUAAUCUUGUGCAAGUUAAAGAACGCGUUGGGGGGGUGGAUUAUGAGUGGUCUGCUAGGCACUGAACAAAAAACACCCCUAAUACUUUGCCAAGAUGCUUUAUAAAAGUAUUUAUUCCCUGGUAAUGCCAACAUGUCAGCUCUUCUGACGCUGGGGGGGGGGGGAGUGCAUCUUCAGAUAAAUGCAAGUUUUCAUCUUCUUCAAUAAUUUCCCUCAAACUCACAAUUUCUGUCGCCAGGGGGAAAAGCAACUUUUUGAAAGCAGCUUACUUUUGCCAAUGCCAGUUUCAGCUGGCCUACAAGCAGCUCUAGAAAGCUCAAAGCAAUGUGGCCUUGGUUAAAAGCUCAUGUCCACGGAAAGCACCCUCUAAAUCUCUAACAAGAAAGAAGAAUGGAAAAAACAAACACACCACAGACUCCUUACACCUCCCAAAGAAUUCUGUUUUACUGGAAAGCUUGCUUAUGCCUCAUGUUAUCAACAAGCACACGAUAAACCACAGAACAAUUGCAGGUUUCUUUGUCUACACUUUGCAGUCUCCCGGAAAUUUGAUCCUAAAAUCUUUAGGGCAGGAAAUGUUUUGCCUAGACGCUGACUUAGGAGUAUGCCCCACUGAAUUUACUACUCCUACCAAACAUGCCCAGGCCAUGCAACUCUUAAGAUCCUCCGCUGCAUAGCUGUCAAAAUGCUUUUUAAAUCACUCCCAGAAACUCAGGGUACUAAGGAAAGGGACCAUUGCUAUAGAAACAGAACUUUGGAACUGCAGCCGCUGCAGUUCCGCAGCAAGACUGCCCGCCCUUCUCUCUCUCCCCAUAGCAAUACAGAAGUGCGACUUUUAUCCGGCAACCCCGCUCGGCAAGCGUCGAAAGUGCGCCUGAGAGCCCAGCAUGGAGGUUCCUGGCGAGGUGGGCGGCGCUUGCGCGCCUCUUGAACCGGUUACACUAUUUGCAUCAUCGUCGGCGCUGUCAUUGCCUCGGCAACGGCGGCAGCGGACGGAACAGAACGUUUCUCUCCGAGCUGCAGAGCGCUCUUCCUUUUCUCCCGCAACAGGACGGCAGCAGGAGCGGUUCCCUGCUUUUCAGAGCGGCUCCACCACGCGGCCGCCCGUCUUAAGUGGGUCACUUGCCGCUCUCGCUAGUUUCGGAAAAACAAAAGAACAAAACAGACCCGCCCCCCCCUCCUUUGCACGCAUCAAAAAAGGCCACAGAUAUAUUCCAAAAGCGAGACCUGGAAGCGGCUAAACAUAAAAAGGCCUUCGCACAGAAUGUCCUUGUGCUGGAACAGCAGCUUGAAACCCUUCAAGUCACAUCACGUGGAAGGUUUUCCUCGUCAACCAGGAAGGCUGCAAGCAAAAUUAAAGUGAAGAUCUUCAAAAUCAUCACAGGGCGAGUCAAAACUACCAGCAGCUGGUCUUCUAACGUUCUUAAAAGGCUCCUAACAACGCACUGGAUCGACGACCUUACCUCCUUGCGUGGCGUUCAUUUGUUUUUCAUCUUGAACUGUUCAGGACAUAUUUCGCAAGGUCAACCACGUCGCCUCUUCCAACAUACUGCAGAUUCCUGGAGCGUCAUUCCAGUAGACCUCUCCUUUCCUCCGCCUACAUGCAGUUUUAAGUUACAGGUCCCCCUUGUAAUUAUCAAAUCUACUUCCUUGCGUGCCAGUUCAUCGCAAGCCUCCGGUAAUGAGAUUUUGCACAAACCUUACCCGGCGACUCCAUCCAAACGAGGCGCAGGCAUGUUUUGUUUACGCGCCUCUCCUGGCUUCUUCGCUGGCUCCCUCCACUGUUCCGCAAUGCAAACUGCGUCAGAUGACGAUCAAGGUCUCCUUUUUCUAUGCCGCCUACUUGCUGUAUUCAUUUCUGUCUUGUCUUUUUAAAGCAUGUCCAUGCGUGGAGGCGAAGAUGUACCGCUCUUCAGCAAGUACACUCCGACCCCGCUAAGCACAAGAACUUCCUGCCUCCCACCAUUCUGAGUGUGCUUGUUUCAGGAAU